AUGUCAAGUAUUAUCGCAACAUUUCAUAAGAUUCCGGUUCAAGACGGUGCGAAGGUUUGGUACCGUGAAGCAGGUGUAGCAGGUAACCCCACAAUAGUAUUGCUACAUGGUUUCCCUUCCUCCUCCAACAUGUUCAGGAACCUCAUUCCUCUACUAGCUUCGCAGUUCCAUGUUAUAGCCCCAGAUUUGCCUGGGUUCGGGUUCUCAGAGACGCCGGACGACUACACGUUCAGCUUCGACGCUUUAAGUGAUACUGUUGGAUAUUUGCUUGAUGCUUUGAAGAUUGAAAAGUAUUUCGUUUAUAUAUUUGACUAUGGUUCUCCGGUGGGCUUCCGCUUAGCCUUGAAGAAUCCCUCUAAAAUUACGGCUAUUAUUUCUCAGAACGGUAAUGCUUAUGAAGAGGGUCUGGAUGACCGCUUUUGGGGUCCCUUGAAAGCGUAUUGGAAAUCGUAUCAGAGUGAUCCAGCGUUUGUUGAAGCUCUGUCUUCCUAUGUUCAAGAUCCGGCCAAUGUCAUUUCUCAGUACCAUGAUGGAGUGGCAGAUAUCGAGGCUGUUGAUCCUGCUGCUUAUACGUUGGACAUUGCGCUAAUGCAACGCACCGGCCAGACUGACAUUCAAUUGGAGUUAUUUUUUGAUUACCAGAAUAACGUAAAGCUGUACCCAGAAUUCCAACAAUUCUUAAGAGAUUCAAACAUCCCUGUCCUGGUUGCCUGGGGCGCAAAUGACACUAUUUUUAGUGUUGCCGGAGCUGAAGGUUAUCGGAAAGAUGUAAGUAAUUUGAAGAUUGUUUACUAUGAUACCGGCCAUUUUGCGCUUGAGACUCACGUAGUUGAAAUUGCCGAGGAAAUCAUCAGUAUGUUAGGGGAAGAUUCAAGACGCUAG
Molecule: messenger RNA, 882 nt
Organism: Saccharomyces kudriavzevii IFO 1802
Lineage: Eukaryota; Fungi; Ascomycota; Saccharomycetes; Saccharomycetales; Saccharomycetaceae
Product: epoxide hydrolase
Exons: 1
Coding region: 1-882 (293 amino acids)
Molecular function (GO): epoxide hydrolase activity
Source: RefSeq, a predicted model, not a curated record